Molecule: messenger RNA, 1014 nt
Organism: Acomys russatus (golden spiny mouse)
Lineage: Eukaryota; Metazoa; Chordata; Mammalia; Rodentia; Muridae
Gene: Fam237b
Product: family with sequence similarity 237 member B
Source: RefSeq, a predicted model, not a curated record
AUGGGUUCUGCUGCAAGAAGAGGGCUCUGCUUCCCCUUGGGCUGCAUCCUGCUGUUCAGUCUCACUGAUGCUGACUUCGAAUUUCAAAAGGGAGUGCUUGGCAGCAUCAGCCCCAGCACCACAGAAGACAUCGACCUCCAGUGCUGGAACACAUGCUCCCUGGCACUGAUAGACCUGAAGGAACUGAAGAUAGAGCACAGCGCCGAUGCCUUCUGGAAUUUCAUGUUGUUCUUGCAAAAAUCUCAGCGCCCUGGGCACUACAAUGUCUUCUUAAACAUAGCCCAAGACUUCUGGGAUAUGUACAUAGACUGCUUGCUUUCAAGGUCUCAUGGGAUGGGCAGGCGACAGGUGCUAGCUUCCAAGUAUAAUUCCCACAGAAAAUGGCAGGAGGGGAUCUGAAGGUAUAUCUACGCAAGUAGCAAUGUGGUUUUAUUAAAAAAUUGCUAUUUAGUUAAAUUAUUUCAGGUUUAUCAAAAAAGCUAGCAAUUUUGCCAUGUUCAGUUUUUAAAUAUAAACUUUUCAUUUUUACAUUAUUUAGAAAUCAUGAGAGUGCUUGAUUAUAGGUGACCUUGAAAAUCAUCUUACUGUUAGCCUGAGAGUAGUUCAUAAGGAAGCUGUAUAGCUCUGUAUCUAUUCAUAUUGUAAGAUGUACAUGUCAGGCAUGUAGUAGCCUUUUGGACAAAACAUUUUCAGUUGGGUUUUAUAGAAGAAUGGAAUCUUAUAUUAAUAAAUAUUAAUUUCCCCAAUAUUACAGAAAUAGAUUAUAAUACACAAAUUUUACAUUUAAGAAAACACAAAAAAUACCUCAAGCAAGAUGCCAACUGAAGAGCAUAAUUUUUGUCAAGUCAAAUAUUUCCUGCUGUAAUUAAAAUGUUAUUUUCAGUUUCUUAAUCUGGUGGCUUUCUUUCUUAGCUAUAUAAUUACCUUACCAAUACUGAUUGGAUUAUUUGCAAAUAUGUAGGUAAUUUGUUAAUAGUUUGUUAUUCAGAAAGCAUUUUGUCAGGUUAUUUUUGU